AUGUCUGAUAUCAAGCGCUACCCUCAGAAACGACUCAUCGUUUGUUGUGACGGCACAUGGCAGGAUUCGCUCGCCGACGCGGCCCAACCGCCGUCCAACGUCACUCGCUUUAGCAGAGCGUUGAGCCGCCUUGCAGUCGUUGAAGGCGAAGAUGGGCAGCGACACGAGAUCCCGCAGAUCAUGUACUACCAGAAAGGCGUUGGAACCAGUCUCGGAGACAAAUACUGGGGCGGCGUGGCCGGUCUGGGCGUCAGCGCCAACGUCCGAGCAGCCUACGGCUUCCUGGCCGACAACUACACCGAGGGCGACAGGAUCUACUUCUUUGGCUUUUCGCGCGGCGCGUACACGGCGCGCGCAGUUGCCGGCCUCGUCUGCCAAUGGGGUCUGCUGACCCCGCGCGGCAUGGACAACUUUGCUCUUGUGUAUGAUGAUUUCUACAACCACCAGAUCACAGGGUAUACGCCAGAGAAGCGGAAGCGGAUGGGGUUCCGGGAUCCUCUGCCGCGGUUCACGGUCGAGAUUAUCGGGGUGUGGGAUACGGUUGGGUUUCAGAAGGCGUGGCUGGGCCGAGACUCGGGCGAGAAGCUGGAGCUGCGGAAUACGGUGCUGCACGAGAACGUGCGAUGUGCGUUCCAUGCGCUGUCGCUGGACGAGGAGCGCACGGCAUUCCAGCCCACGCUGUGGCAUAUCCCGCAUAAGAACGAGGGGCAGGAGCUGCUCCAGGUGUGGUUCUCUGGAGUUCAUACGGAUGUCGGGGGUGGAGGCGAGAACCCCCGGCUGUCGAACAUCACUCUGGCGUGGAUGAUCGCGCAGUGCCUGAAGCAUGGUCAGCUGAGCUUUGACAUUGACGAGUAUCUAUUCGAUGAUCCCCCGCUUGCGCAGGAGAGUGAGACGACUCCAUGGGCGACGAGUCUAGGGAAAGUCAAUCACAGUAGUCUAACACGAACCUUGCAGGGUGGAUUGGGAGGGACGUCAACUCGCACACCGCUGGGGUAUAACCUAGUUGGCAAAGAGUCCGAUAUCACGAACGAAGUCGUUCAUGAAUCUGUCCGGGAUCGCAAUCUCGCCAAGUGGCCUUGCGCCGCGCUCAAAGGACGCCAUGAUGGGAAGAGUUGGGAUCUGGCGUCUGGCAAGCAGAUCUUCGAGGUUCCUGCGUUGCCGACGGAAAAGUAUAUGAAGGGUCGCAUUCGGACUGUGCAUGUCACCGAGGAGGAUUAA
Aspergillus thermomutatus is the source of this 1218-nucleotide messenger RNA. RefSeq names its product T6SS phospholipase effector Tle1-like catalytic domain-containing protein. The transcript has 3 exons. NCBI's taxonomy places the organism in Eukaryota, Fungi, Ascomycota, Eurotiomycetes, Eurotiales, Aspergillaceae. Bases 1 to 1218 code for a protein of 405 amino acids. The record is from RefSeq and is a predicted model, not a curated record.